This is a messenger RNA of Caenorhabditis briggsae, 642 nucleotides long. It is a transcript of the gene Cbr-sox-3, whose product is annotated as Protein CBR-SOX-3. The coding region runs from base 1 to 642 and encodes 213 amino acids. The transcript has 3 exons. The record is from RefSeq and is a predicted model, not a curated record. Gene Ontology annotation, molecular function: DNA-binding transcription factor activity, RNA polymerase II-specific; RNA polymerase II cis-regulatory region sequence-specific DNA binding. NCBI's taxonomy places the organism in Eukaryota, Metazoa, Nematoda, Chromadorea, Rhabditida, Rhabditidae. Gene Ontology annotation, biological process: anatomical structure morphogenesis; cell differentiation; regulation of DNA-templated transcription.
AUGAGUGACCUUUCCUGUUUAUAUCCCACACUUUUAUGUGCUGCUGAAACUGCCAAAACCUCAUAUGACGAGGAUACCACUUCUGUUUCAUCCGGGUUGAGCCCACCAGGAUCACCGUUGGACUCACAAAACUCAUUGGAUCAUGUUAAACGGCCAAUGAACGCUUUUAUGGUUUGGAGUCGGGGACAGAGGAGAAAAAUGGCACAGGAUAAUCCAAAAAUGCACAACUCGGAAAUUAGCAAACGGUUGGGUGCGGAGUGGAAACAACUCUCAGAGCAGGAGAAGCGACCUUUUAUCGAUGAGGCUAAAAGACUCAGAGCUUUACAUAUGAAGGAGCACCCCGACUAUAAAUAUCGUCCUCGCCGGAAGCCAAAAUCCGCUAAUCUGAAACAACAACCACGUCUGAACAUCUCAAUGCCAACUCUAACGCCACCCACACUUUUCAACAAUUUUACGGCUUUUGAUAGCUUGAAAACUCAUGACUUGUCACAAUACUACUCUUCGUUUUUCCAAUCUCCUGUAUUAUCGACUUCGAAUUAUGCUCCAUAUAAUAUGAUGGCAGCUUAUGCGAGACAAGCGGCGGCUGUAGCGGCUGCCACUCAAGUUACAGCUUCUACAACGACUACUGCACCAGCCACCUGA